AUGUAUAAUUUGAGCGAAAACUACUAUUUAAGAAAAUGUUUCCUUCAACGAGAUCAGGUGCCGACUCAAAGUAUGAUGAAAAAGAAAAUGAGUCCUGCUCUUGCGGAUGUAUAUUUCAAGUCAAUGAAUUCGAAACUGAAGCGCAUUGCAGGUCUGGAACCUUCACUCAAGGGCGGAGGAAAUGAUUGGUACGUUCCACCCGAAGAAUUACUAAAGGGGCGAGCUGUGCUAAAACCGGUAAAAAAAAGCGUACUGACGAAACUGAACCAUCACGGCAUCGAGAAUAUUGGGCAUAUGUUAUAUAAGACACAUCGGAAGGUAUUAAAUGCUGAAAUGCAGAAAGCCAUUCUGGAAAAUGACAAACAGUGGAGACAGACUGUUACAGAUAUGUACAACGAGGAAUGGGAAAACCUUGCAAGACAAGAGAGAAGGAUUAAUAGUAAACUAGUACUAAACGAUUUUGAGUCCUUUACUACUUUGUACAGACAAUCAUUUAAUAGAAUUGAAUCUUUUUUCCACGAGACAGUCAUAGCAGACUUGAAUAACGUUAAAGCAAAUGCUCAGCAAAUAAUGCAAGACAACUACAAAGAAAAAUUAAAAUAUCAAGCAAUUUCCAUCACCGAUGAAUAUGAUAAAAAAUUGAUGGAAGAGAAAGCUAGACUUAAAGCAAAAUUCAUACUAGACGUAGAAAAUUGUCGCACUCACUUGGGCAACCAAAUUCAUGACAUUAAUUUAGAAAAACAAACAGCCAUAGAAACUUUAAAGAACUAUUUAAAACAAUUAAACUUAGCUUGUCAAGUUUAUGUCGCUAUUAAAGAACGUGACGAAUGCUUGAAAGAACGAACGAAAGCAGAAUAUAAGCAUCGGGGAGUCACUAAAACAAUGACUGAUACAAUAGCACUACAAAAUUUUGAAAUUGCCUUUCAUAAGCAAAGAGAAAGUGCACUCCAGGAACACAUUAACUACUGGAAGAAGAAGCUCUUCUGCAUGAUAAAACACUUCCAAGCGUUUGUGUCAUAUUCUCUGAAUACUGUCCCCGAAAAUGCUGAAUUUUUUAUCAAUUUGGAAAAAUUGAUGUUGUUACAAAUAAACCAAGCGCUCGAACAACCUUCUAAUAUAAGUAUAUUUGAAACUGAAGAAGAAGAAGAAACAUUUCAUGAUCCAGUACCACAGCCAAAGCCUUUCUAUCUGUUCUGUGACAAAGGUUAUAAGGUCAAAGUAGAUCACGGUUUGUGUCCAAAACAUAGUGGUACGGGUAGUGCUCCGCUGUUGCCUGCAGUUAUUGUCAACAAACGAUGUCUCUAUGCGGCCUGCGAUAACUUUGAUCAGUUUACAUCUAGGAUUAAAGAAUAUAUUUACGGUUAUCCUGGAGACGACUCGAUUGUUCAAGAUGAUCUGGUUUAUGAGAAUUUUGUACCUGUAAGGUACACAUCAUCACAAAAGUUAAAUGAGUUAAAACUGGAAAGUUCUAUAAUGCAAAUAGUGCAACAAGAAAUUUAUGAUUUACAGAAUCAAUAUUCGGCAAAGAAGUCUGAAUCAUGCAUAUUUUGUAAAAUGCGCACUUGUUCAUGUACUUUGCGUGACAGUGCGUCGGCACUCAGAAAGACAACCAAACAGACUACUCGGGUGGUCCAUCCAGAUCAAGUAAAAUCUAUAGAACCAUCGAAUGAAAAAAUUACACCAAUGGUCAGAGAUUCCGAAUUGUCCCACGAAAGGGAACCUAAAUGGGAAAGCUUUCUUUCCUACAUAGAGCCUAAUAAAUGUGCUUGUUUGAAAAAGAAAUACAUAGUAAAUUCUUUGCCUUCCUACAUGACAAAAAUGAAGUACGGGCCGCCCUUGACACUGGACUAUAAGAUCUGUCCGCUUGCAAAAUUAAAGGAAUUAGUAAAAAAAGCAAGGAAAGGUGCUCCUACUCGGCUUGUGACAGAGCCAGCUCCGUCUACAAAGAAAUGCGCAAGUACUCAGUACUACGAUGAAGAAUAUAAUAGCUUGUGCAAUUGUUUCGCUGACAUCACGGACGGUCGGACUAAGGGGACUAACAAAAACGAGAUCUGGAAUCUUGAGACUAAGGCAGAUCUUACUCGGUUCGUAGAAGUCUCUGGGAAAUCAUCGUCAUCAUCAGAAGACAGCAGUUUAGUUGCACAAGCUAGAGCCCACUCUUUGAGAAGUCUCCUCGAAAAGCUACCAGAUCUUAAAUCUCUAUUCCCAGCAGACUAA
Messenger RNA from Spodoptera litura, 2217 nucleotides. RefSeq lists its product as uncharacterized. Lineage: Eukaryota; Metazoa; Arthropoda; Insecta; Lepidoptera; Noctuidae. The record is from RefSeq and is a predicted model, not a curated record.